AUGGAGUUUGAGGAUGAGAAAACGAUUUCUUUCACUGGCUUGAGCAAUGAAGUGAGGAAAGAAAGCAGUUUACUCAAAAAUCAUCUUAGUGAGCUAACCAACGACGAAAUUUUGUCAAUUAAAGAUUUCUCAGUUCCACCAAGUUGGUCACCCCAACCCUCCGAUCAAGUUGUCAAUGUUGUCGGACUGACACAAUCUUCGUCCGAAUACAUCGAGAUUAAAGAUUACUUUGUGGCUCGAGGAGGAAGAUCUGAUCAAAUUUACGAGAUUCAAAGAAUACAGAACCCUGGGCUUUAUUCUCGGUACCAGACCUUUAAAAAAUCCAUGCGUGGAGAUGUGAAUGAAAUGCGUCUUUUUCAUGGCACUAAUUCAGCGAACGUUGAAGCAAUAAACUCGAAUAACUUUAGCCGAAACUAUUCAGGAGUCAAUGGAGUAUUGUAUGGCAACGGAGUAUACUUUGCAAGAGAUUCAUCGUACUCACUCGAUUACUCUCUUCGUCAGUGUUCUGCUGGAUCCCAACCAAAGAUGUUCAUUGCCAAAGUUCUUGUUGGAAAGUACACAUCUGGCAUGCAUGGACUAAAGGCACCACCUUCAAGAAAUGAUUCUAGUAAUCCAGGUCUACUUUAUGAUUCUGUUGUCAAUAACGUAAACAACCCAAAAUUUUUUGUAAUUUUCCAAGAUAAUCAGUGUUAUCCUGAGUAUCUUAUAACAUUAAAUAAGUAA
Messenger RNA from Xenia sp. Carnegie-2017, 723 nucleotides. RefSeq names its product protein mono-ADP-ribosyltransferase PARP15-like. Lineage: Eukaryota; Metazoa; Cnidaria; Anthozoa; Malacalcyonacea; Xeniidae. The transcript has 3 exons. Gene Ontology annotation, molecular function: NAD+ poly-ADP-ribosyltransferase activity; transcription corepressor activity. Gene Ontology annotation, cellular component: cytoplasm; nucleus. Gene Ontology annotation, biological process: negative regulation of gene expression. The record is from RefSeq and is a predicted model, not a curated record. Bases 1 to 723 code for a protein of 240 amino acids.